This is a messenger RNA of Rosa chinensis, 1477 nucleotides long. RefSeq names its product zinc finger protein 10. The transcript has a single exon. The record is from RefSeq and is a predicted model, not a curated record. Lineage: Eukaryota; Viridiplantae; Streptophyta; Magnoliopsida; Rosales; Rosaceae. Bases 349 to 1281 code for a protein of 310 amino acids.
UCAUCAGGACCCACAACAGUGAACAUUUAUUAAGCCUUUGCUUCCCCUCCUCAAGAAAAAUACAGAGAGAAAAAUAAUCAUACCUCCUCAUUUCAUCAGUGAAUACUGACUGAAACCCAACCAGAAAAGCUUAAAAAACAAAUAGCAAGAGGUAGAGUACCCACCACUUUAUACCUUCUAAACAACUCUCCUAAGCAACCUCACUUCCUCAGAUCAAUCCAAGUACUUUUAACUCUCUUGCAGCUAGCUUAAAUACAGACCUCAUCACCACUCUCUUUCUCUAACCUUGCUCAGUAGAUUAGAAUUCGAUUCGAUCAACUUCAAAGCCUGGCAGCUGGUAUUGCAUUAAUGGAGCAAGCACGGUACUGGAUGUGGGCAAAGCGCAAGCACAGUAGUCUGAUGAGUGCUUCUCAUGAAGUUCAGGUGCCUUCCCAUGACGAAUCGUCGUGGGAAGAACAAGCUUUUGCAGAAGAUGCAGCGGGGCCUCUCGGAGGUUGCAUAUGGCCACCGAGAUCUUAUUCCUGCAGCUUCUGCAGGAGAGAGUUUCGUUCGGCUCAAGCUCUUGGCGGCCACAUGAAUGUCCACAGGAGAGACAGAGCUAGACUCAAGCAGUCCCCCAAUAAUGACCAAAAUGUCGAAACUGCCCAUCAUCAUCAGAAUCAUCAGGAUAUCUCUGUCCAAAUCAAUCCCUUCUCAUCAUCUCUGGGCACUUUUCAUCAAUACCCAUCUCAUCAUCAAGUUUGUGCCUUGGUUUAUAACCCUAAUAACCCUAGUUCAGAUCCUCCCUCAUCGCCUUCUAGGGUUUCGACUCAAUUACCAGGUAAAGAUCAAAAUUGUGGUCAAGAGAAAAUUACCUUGAAUAUCCCAACUUCUAGGUCAUCCUCUGUAUCAUCUCCUCCGUCCAGGUCAAUCUUGACCGCAAAUAGAUAUUAUAAUAACUCUGUUGCAAGAAAGACUGAAGCUGCAGAGAAGAUCUCGAGAAUUGUGGAAUCUGGGCCAUGUAGGGCUAAUAAGGGUGCUGAUUAUGUUACAGCUGAUUUGUCUGUGAGUUUGAAUUUGGUCGUCCGCUGUGCUCGUCCAUCUGUGUCAGCUGGUGGUGAUGAAAAUGAAGCUAUCAUUAGUUGCAAGAGAAGAAAAAUAAUGGAGGAGAAGCAAUCAUCCAAAGAUUCUUUACCUCUUUUCCUAAAAUCGGAGGGUUUUGAAGUACUUAGCCGCCCCAGCUCCAUUGAAGAGUUGGAUCUUGAGCUCAGGCUCGGACACCGGCCUAAGGUAAUCAAAUAGCAGAACCUGAUUGAUCAUCAACUGCUGAUAUAUAGACAUAUUACAUGACCUUCUGUUAAUUCGAUCAUGUCGGUUGGCGUUCUUCCUUUUACAUUUAAUUUUGCCUUUAAUCUUGAGGCCAAGGCCUCUAUGCUUGAUUUGUUUGGACCUCUUGGCUUUCUUGGAGUGUGCUAUAUUAUGAAUUUUUAGGGUGUAA